AUGACCGGGGGCUACAAGACCAAUAACUGGAAGCGUUAUGUGUUUAUCACGCUUCCUGUUUUGUUUAGUAUUGUACUACUCCUAAGGUUUAUUAGCCAGUCAAAAUCGAAGGACCUGCAAAAGAUGUUGCAAAGCUUACCAAAAGACUUAUUUAAACAGUCUGAAGUGACUCGUACAAAUGAGGAGAUUAUCGAUAAAUUUGAACUGCUCUCGGAACAGUUGUUGAAGAAACAAGAUGAACAAAUUAAAAGAUUAGAUAGAGAGCGUAAAAUGCUCGAGAAAAAGGUAUCGGAGUUAAGACAGCCUGCAGAGCACUACACUCUUCGCGAGCGUUUAGCUGCAAGGUUUGAAUACGAGAUUACAGCCAAGUUUCCAUCUUAUAUCUGGCAGACCUGGCCUUUUUCAGACCUGGACGAGAGAAUGGAUUCCGAGCUUCAGGGUUUUGAACGAAAUUGGGCCGACAGGAAUCCAGGCUUUGUGCAUGAGAUUGCCAACGACGUCACAGCAAGCGCUUUGGUACACUACUUUUAUGCUUCAAUUCCAGAAGUGAUCGAGGCCUACGAAAACCUACCCAGUGCGAUUUUAAAGGUUGAUUUCUUUAAGUAUUUGAUUCUUUUGGCCCGUGGCGGUGUCUACGCAGAUAUUGACACCAAGCCGCACCAGCCAGUACCAAACUGGAUUCCAGAAAAUGUCGCACCUAAGGAAACUGGUCUUAUUAUCGGUAUUGAGCAUGAUGCCAAGAACGCAGACUGGAAAUCCAACUAUAUCAGAAGAUUGCAAUUCUGCACCUGGGUUAUUCAAGCCAAACCAGGACAUCCCAUCAUCCGUGAGUUCGUCGCAAGAAUUACAGAGGAAACCUUACGUAGAAUGAAAACCGGGGACUUGAAAGUCAAUCUCAGAAAUGACCUAAAUAUAAUGGGUUGGACAGGCUCCGGUGCAUGGACAGAUGUCAUUUUUACAUACCUCAACGACUAUGUGCAGAGCGGUAUUCUGACCAAAAUCACAUGGAAGGACUUUCAUCAUAUUUCUGUACCAAAGUUGGUUGGUGACAUUCUAGUGUUCCCACAGGACUCUUUCAACGCGCCAAUGUCGUUAGAAAAAUCUCCACCAGAAAAGAAAGCCCUACAGUUCGUUGCUCAUAAAUCCAUGAAAUCCUGGAAGAAACCACCGAACUGA
This is a messenger RNA of Eremothecium sinecaudum, 1176 nucleotides long. It is a transcript of the gene HOC1, whose product is annotated as alpha-1,6-mannosyltransferase. Gene Ontology annotation, biological process: protein N-linked glycosylation. Lineage: Eukaryota; Fungi; Ascomycota; Saccharomycetes; Saccharomycetales; Saccharomycetaceae. The transcript has a single exon. Gene Ontology annotation, molecular function: alpha-1,6-mannosyltransferase activity. The record is from RefSeq and is a predicted model, not a curated record. Gene Ontology annotation, cellular component: mannan polymerase complex. The coding region runs from base 1 to 1176 and encodes 391 amino acids.